AGUGUAUGUCAGGCGUAAAUGUGAAUGUUCCGUAUCCAAUCACAUAUGGACUUGUUGGAUAUGACACCACAUUGAUUUGUGUAUAUGAGAUUGACGGCCCUUAUUCUAUACUGACAUGGUAUGACGGAUUCCCAGGCAGAGAUGCAAGUAUUAUCCUCCAGGAGAUGAACGGAGUUGUCUAUGUUCACCCAGACUAUCAAGACAGGUUUUCAUUGACUGGUCAAGCUAGUCUUCGGAUUAAUGACACAGAACUUGACGAUUCAAAUGACUAUGAAUGUCAAGUAUCAGCUGGUGGUGAAAUUGAUCAUGGGAGUACAUACUUGUCUGUGACAGAAUCUCAGUCACCAUACUGCACACUUCAACACAACACGCAACCAGUGGAAGGUGUUGAUUUGACUUUGACAUGUUCGAUCCAAGGCAUACCGCCACCAACGGUACAAUGGUUAAAAGAUGGCUAUUCAAUAGAGAAUUCAAAACGGUAUACAUUUUCUGAAGAUGAUACAGAAUUGACUAUACUAAAUACUCAUCGAAAUGAUAGUGGUGUAUAUAUUUGUAAUGUGACAAAUUUAGUUGGAUCGUUUUUGUGUUAUGACCUAAUCGAUGUUGUGUUUCCCCCAACAGAGCCAGUUCCUUGCCAGACUAGUCUUACUGGUUACGAUGGUCAUGUAAUGGCCGGGGAAGGGGUAAUAUUGACAUGCACUUCAUGUAGUAGUAAUCCACAAGCUGAGUUAAUAUG
Molecule: messenger RNA, 736 nt
Organism: Saccoglossus kowalevskii
Lineage: Eukaryota; Metazoa; Hemichordata; Enteropneusta; Harrimaniidae
Product: hemicentin-2-like
Source: RefSeq, a predicted model, not a curated record